AUGUUGUCCAGAACCUUUCAACACACAAGACGUGUUCGUCCAUCUAAAGUCUUGUCCAUUCAACAACGCUCCUACAAGACACACCAAUUUGAAAAUGACGAACUUAACUUGAGUGAAGAAAACCAACAUCAACUCACUAGAGCUUUGAGAACAAUGAGAAACGAGGAGAGAAAACUCUACCAAGAAGCCAAGAAGGUUAAAGAUACAACAGAACAAUAUAAAAACGCUAAAGUUGAAUUAGAUGAAAACGGAAAAUUCACCAUGGAGUUACCAAAGGAAAAGGGAAUUACCUUUGAUGAGUAUAUUCAAGUUGUACAAGAAAAAUCAUCAGGUUAUCCUUGGGUUCUUGGACCAAAAAUCCGUCAAGCACUUCACCACGUCGAACAGGGAGCUGCUGAAUCUUAUACUCCUCUCCUCAAAUAUCGUCAAGAAGAUUUACGUGUUUAUCAAGUUGCUAAGAAAUUGCAUACCAUGUGGCAAGAAAGCGACUCGGAAAAGCCAAUUACAUAUGAUGAUAUUGAAUUUGCCUUCAACUUGUACAAAGUACAUUGCGAAAAUAUGAAAAUGAUGAAGAGUGAAUACUCUCUUGAAUAUACCAAGUUGAUGAAGGUUCUCAUUAAUAUUGUUUUGGUAAACAGAGAAUAUUGCAAGGUUGCCAAACAAGUUCUCAAUGAAUCAACAAAGAAAUACAAGAAGGAUAUUUCAUCAAUUGAAUCGGCAAUUGAAUCUAAAUUGAAGGAAUAUGAAUCAACUCAAAGUAAUCAAGACAAACUUUUAAUGCUCAGACUCUCCUCAUACACCAUUCAAUCUAUUUCUAAAUUAGACUCUGAUUUGGAUGCUUAUGAAAAUAUGGUUGUCCAAUGUGUGAAAUUGAUGUAUCCAGAAAGAUGUAUUAUCUAUGAUUUGGACCUUUGUAAAAAACUUCUUUACAUUUGCCGUACUACAACAGCUUCUUCCCUUUUGGAAAAGAGAAAGGAAAUUAUGGAUGUUUCCUCAGUUCACUAUGAUAGAGAAAAACUCUUCCAACAAGCUAUUGUCAUUUGUAAGGAAUCUGAACAAGACUCUAAGAUUCUUUCUCAUCCAUACGAAUUGGAAAGACCAAUUUUAUAAUCGAUUCAUUUUGGAAAAUUAAAUUAAUUUGUUUUAUUG
This is a messenger RNA of Naegleria gruberi, 1149 nucleotides long. Its product is annotated as methyl-accepting chemotaxis protein. Lineage: Eukaryota; Heterolobosea; Eutetramitea; Acrasida; Naegleriidae. The record is from RefSeq and is a predicted model, not a curated record. Bases 1 to 1110 code for a protein of 369 amino acids. The transcript has a single exon.